AAGGAAAGCUGGAGGCCACUGCAGCUUCUGCCACCUGGUGCUCCCAAGGAGGCCAGUCAUUCAUUCUCAGCAGCCGCCUCUGCCCCCAGACUGAAGGCUGGACUGUUGGAGCCGUGUGGGGGAGCUUCAGGAAGCAUGUGGGGGAUUGUCUCUCUCGACGUUUUGGCCUUUGGCUCCUUGCUGGCAGCUUUCUGGGUUGAGGGCAGCCAGCGGAGGGCACUAGAGGCCGGGAUCCGCCGGAGAUCCCACCGGGUUCAGCACGGGCGCUGCAGUUACACCUUUGUCCUGCCGGAGGCCGACCUGCCCCCUUGCCAGCAUCCCGGGGAGACCUUCAACCUCAACGCUCUGCAGAGGGACUCCCCCCUUGGUCCUUCGCUACGGAGCACCGACCAGUCUGCCCAGCGAGUCCAGCAACUGGAGAGGGUCUUGGAGAACAACACGCAGUGGUUGCUGAAGCUGGAAAGCUACAUCCAGAUGAAUAUGAAGUCGGAGAUGGCGCAGAUGCAGCAGAAUGCAGUCCAGAACCAGACGGCCACCAUGUUGGAGAUCGGAACGCAUCUCCUGAACCAGACAGCGGAGCAUACCAGAAAACUGACAAACGUGGAGGCUCAGGUGCUCAACCAGACCUCUCGCAUUGAGCUUCAGCUCCUGGAGAACUCGCUGUCCACAAACAAGCUGGAGACACAGCUCCUCUUGCAGACCAGCGAGAUCCAGAAAUUGCAGAGGCGAAACAGCAUUUUAGAGACUCGAGUCCUGGAGAUGGAGACCAAACACUUGAUGGAGCUGGAGGGGAUCCGGGUGGAGAAGGAGCAGCUCCAGCAGCUCGUGAACCACCAGAGCUACACCAUUGAGGGCCUGGAGAAGACGCUGCUGGCCGCCAACGGCAACAGCAGCCUCCUCCAUCAGCAGCAGCUUCAGCUCCUGGAGUCCGUCCAGAAUUUGGUCCAGCUGGUCUCCCAAGGCCAAGUUCCAUUGAAGAAGCAAGACCAGCUGUUCCAAGACUGUGCAGAAAUUCAGCAGUCGGGACUCAACCUCAGCGGGGUUUAUGCUCUCCAUAUCCAUAAUCUGACAGAGGCCAAAAAGGCCUAUUGCGACAUGGAGACAGAAGGUGGUGGGUGGACAGUUAUCCAGCACCGCAUCAACGGCAGUGUCAGUUUCCAGCGGAACUGGAAGGAGUAUAAACAGGGCUUCGGGGAUCCCGCCGGAGAAUAUUGGUUGGGUAAUGAAGCAGUCCAUCUCCUAACCAAUCAGGGAGCCUAUUCCUUGAAAGUGGAGCUCCUGGACUGGGAAGGGAAUCGCGCCUAUGCCCAGUAUGAGAAGUUCCAGUUGGGGAGCGAGCGUCAGCGAUACAGGCUUUCUUUGAAAGGCUACAAGGGCACCGCUGGGCAGCAGAGCGGCUUGGUCUUCCAAGGGACCAGCUUCAGCACACGAGAUUCGGAUAACGACAACUGUAUGUGCAAAUGUGCCCAGAUGCUUUCCGGCGGUUGGUGGUUUGACGCUUGUGGACUCUCAAAUCUGAACGGCAUUUACUAUCCAGCCAGACACAACGUCCGGAAGCUAAAUGGCAUUCGCUGGCAUUACUUCCAGGGGCCUGGUUACUCAUUAAAAAGCACACGGAUGAUGAUCAGGCCUUCAGGCGGGCGUGAAGGGGCAUAGCCGCACAUUUCCAUGCUGCAUUUCCUCAGAGACUUUCCAGGGGUAUGCUCAGAAAUAUCUUUGGCUCCUGACAGGUGCAACUGAGCAACUGCAGACACUGCUGGAAUAAGGCUCUGCAGAAGGAAGACAGAGUUCUGCAGAGAAAGAAUGCAAUUGUUAUUUUUAAGAUAACCUUCCGUUCGCUCUUGGGCUUCCAAGGGAAAAUUGAAAGAAGACACUGCUCUAUAUGUUAAAGGCAAAAUCUGACCUAUGGGGAAAAAUGUGCCACUUUCACCAGAUAAGAUGGGAAGAGGGAGGGCUGGGUGGCUAAACCCAGAAAAACCCUUCACAAAUGUUCACGUUUGGACAAAUUGAAGCAGUUGCUUGCCUUGAAAGAUGGAAGAAGGCCAACUUUGCUCAUGUUUGCUCCCUGCUGGUUGAAUUGUGCAACACACCUCUUGACUUUGCUUCUAAAGAGGAGGUGUGAAUCAUCAUUCUUGGCUUUACGGGCAUUUUCUUCCAGGAACUCUUGCUAUGCGCAGGACAGUGAAUGAUAUUUGGAGUGUCUGAAUAGUCUCAGUGACUGUGACGGGAAUAAGGAUUGAUCCUCUUGACUUAAUCACAGAGUGUGCUUAUUUUCUUUGCAACAGACUUUUGAAACAUCUCUGCUCCCUGCUCGUUUCAGUUUUCACACUUUUCCUUCAUCAAAUUUCUUUUUCUUGCUCUGUAGAGCAGUAGUAAGCUGGUAAAGUAGCAAGUCGCAAUUUGUGGGGAAAGAUGUUGACAAUUCCGGAAGGAUGUGGGAGGCAGGGCCUUCUCUUUUAAUGGCAUACCUAGAAUAGAGAUGGGCACGAACUAAAAUACGAACCAAAAUUAAGCACGAACCAGGCCGGUUCGUGGUUUGUGAACCGCGGUUAGUCAGAUCCCAUUUCUGACGAACCACCACGAACUUUAGGCUGGUUCAUUUGGUUCAUUUUUUGGUUCAUGGCUGCAGACAGCCUGGGGCCAAUCAAUCAGUUUCCUAGGUAACAGGGGAUAGACUUCCUGCAGACCUUCUGCUGACCCGGAAGUGACCUUCUGCUGACCUGGAUGUGAUGUUUUCACGAACCAAACAAACCUGUUCGUGAACCAGGGGCAGGUUUGUAAAAGUUCAUGGUUUGUGGUUCGUGAAAUUUGACAAACCAUGAACCGCAUGGUUCGGUUUUUUCCAGUUCAUGCCCAUCUCUAACCUAGAAGCAUGUGUUGAAAGAUGCGCUUGUAUAUUGCAAAUGCCAAACAUGCGAAGAAGUGUUUGUAGAAGAUGUGGUAAGUAUGAAUGGGUGAAGUAACUUUUUACUUUGAAAUGUUCUUUGUUUUUCCUGUUUGGGGGUGUUCAUUGCUACAGGGGAUAGACAUCCUUUGUGAUAAAAAGCAAAGAGGAUUUUUGUGGCACCUUCAAAGUAAGCAUUUGUUGUGAACAUUAGUGGACCAUGAAAAGCUUACGUAGAUGCUCAUCUUUAAGGUGCCACAGGACUUCUAUUUGCAUUUUUUCUAGUGUCACAAAUUUCCACAGAAAAUGCAUCUUUCUGAUUCCACCUUCUCCCAUGUGCGCAGUAGUUUCCUCCAACUAGCCAGUGUCCUGGACAGUCGGUCUUGCCAUGUCAGCUGUACUGCAUCAUGGGUUUUGUGAUCUACAGUAUGCCUGGCCCCCUGAGGGCCCUUGCCCGUACCUGGCUCCACCAGCAGUCUUCUAGCCCUUCCAACACUUUAUACAAUGUAAGGCUUAGUCUUAUUUUAUGAAGGCCCCUCCUGGUAGAUGAGAAGCAAUUUUCCAGGCUCUUGUGGGUGGGGGGAGGUCUGGGGACUGGACUAGAUAACGUGAUUAUCACUGAGACUCCUGCUCCAGAUCAGCUAGGCUAACGGGGGAAAUCCAGCCUCCAAAAUGAAAAUGUUGCUAUCAGACUACAGAAUGCAUGAGGCAGUGUGACAGCGAGCAAGAGGGCGACACUGUGUAUCUCAAGAGAGAAUCUGCAGAAGGCAUGUGCGUCUGUCCCAGAAGGCAGCGGAGGGAAGAAAGAGAUGGUGACUUUUUAGGUUAUGAACUCAGCCCUGGUGACAGAAACAUCAUUGAUCUGGGCAAAAGUUAUGUUGAUUUUUUGUUCUGUACAACACCCGGCACACCAAUGGCACUGAAUAAAUGUUAACCAGCAG
This is a messenger RNA of Eublepharis macularius, 3825 nucleotides long. RefSeq names its product angiopoietin 4 (gene ANGPT4). The coding region runs from base 136 to 1656 and encodes 506 amino acids. The transcript is spliced from 9 exons. Gene Ontology annotation, molecular function: receptor tyrosine kinase binding. Gene Ontology annotation, biological process: signal transduction. NCBI's taxonomy places the organism in Eukaryota, Metazoa, Chordata, Lepidosauria, Squamata, Eublepharidae. The record is from RefSeq and is a predicted model, not a curated record.